Messenger RNA from Peromyscus maniculatus bairdii (prairie deer mouse), 3785 nucleotides. The record is from RefSeq and is a predicted model, not a curated record. Lineage: Eukaryota; Metazoa; Chordata; Mammalia; Rodentia; Cricetidae.
UGUGCCUGGGAGUUAUCAGUUGGUGCAGCCGGAGUCUGUGCCGCUGUGGAGGGCAGCUGAGAACCGGCCCUGUGGACCCUUUCCUCAGUCUAACCGUGGUGGGCCUGUCUCCUGUGCCCAUCGGAAGGACAAAACACAGCUGCCAGUUAAGGUUUCCUGGACCUGUGUUUGGGAGAGGGCAGAGGACUCAGGCCCCAAAGAGAAGAAAGCGGGUCACCACUGAAGGACAUCUACCUUUGUUUUCUAGAGAGUCCUUCGUCCCCAAUUCCAUGGCCUUAGGCCCCAGUUCCCCCCUUUUUACAGAGUUGCUGUUCCAGCCGGAGCCACACCUCUCUGACUCUGGUUCCAAAGCCUAUGUAGUCUGAUGGUCAGCCACCAGAGGGCGCAGCGAACUCGGGCUCCAGCCGCUGCCUGCCCCGCCUCCUCGAGCUGGGGGCCUUGGACCAGGCCGUUGGGCAGUCCUCAGGCAAGGCCAGAAGGGCUGGUUUGCUGCCGCCAAGGCCUUGUCCUUUGUCUUCCCCUCUCACAAACACCACCUACUCCAUUACCUUAGGUGUCAGCCUCCCUUCCCACGCAGCUGAUCUGGCACUGGGGGAGGUUAGGGGAGGUCUCCUCUCUCAGGCCCAGCCUCCCAGGCUUCUGAGGGCCGCUGCAGGACUCAGUGUGGUGGCCUUGGGAAGCUCCUUAAUUUGCUUGAAGUAGAACUGAGGACCAAAGGCGCUUGCUUUUUCACUAGGAACAGGAAACAAGGCCUCGUACCUGCUCCAGCUCACCUGUCAGGCACCAGGACACCUUGGGAGCAAUGUCCUGGUGCCUGUCCAGAGAGAGAGCUCCAACCUAACCUUGCAGAUUCUUAAAGUUGGGGUUCUGGGAAUUCUCAGUGGCAGCCUGGCAGGAGGCAGCUGCGCUUGCGUCCGGGGCAGGAAUGCCUGCAGACCACCAGGUAUUCCUGAUGAAUGUCGAUUCAACGUGCAGCGCCGGGCCAGCAGCUUGGUACGUCUGUUCUGUGCAGGCUGGCAGGUCACGCCGGGGGGGCCGAGAGCAGCCACUGGGUGAUGUGUGUGUGUGGCACAGCCAGCCAGGGCCAGAACACUAGGCCCAGGCCCACGCACAUCUAAGUGAGGCUGUGGGAAGAAGUGUGAUCUGCCAGCCAGUGGCACAGCACAAGAGCCCCGUCCUGCGGUGCCCGGGCAUGCUGCUGGCAUUGAUUUCCGGGAGGCAGGUCCCUGUGGCAGCUGCACUGACCUCCUGGGCCACUUGGCCAUGGUGUCAUUCUAUGCUGUCAACCAGGAUGGAGCUCAGGGGGCCCGGCGCCCCGAUCCAGGCUUGGGUCCCCCGCCUUGCAGCUACUCUGCCCUUCAGAAGGGGUCCUAGGAGGUGCCCAGUACACACAGCAGCCCCUUAGAGUGCACAUGUCCCAGCGUGGGCCCAUACCGAGGGUCUUCGAGCUCCUGUGACAAGCUGUAAGGCAUUGGAGACUGGAGAACCAGCUGCAGGCCAGCCAUACGUCCUCAUCGUGCUGAGCCCAGGGCUCCAGGGCCCGCUCCUAGGCCACAUGGUCCUUGUCCUCUGCAUCUGGCCCCAGGGGGUUCAGGAUGGAGACGGGCAGCAGCCAGGGGAGAGGAGGUGCUGGCAGGGACACCCUGGGGCUCCAGCCAUGAUGGUCCGUCCUUCCUGCCCCACACCCAGGCUCUCAGUGACCUCUCCUGCCCCCCACUGUAUCAGCUCAGCCCUGCUGCUGCUCAGAACCCUUUGCCCUGGUACUUUGGAGCCCAACCCCAGCAGGGAAGGAGGGGGUCUGGAGGCCAGGCCAGCAGCGGAGGCUUCCUGGUCAUGGAAUUCAUCUGGGUCUGGGACUUGGGUGUGGAUAUGUGGGUCCACACUUGUGGAUGUCUUACUGCAUUGUCGUCCACAUCAUUGUCCUCACACCCCAUCUAGAGUCCUACCGGUACCCUAUCCAGGGAUCCCAAGGUCCUGCUUUUCAGAUCAUCGGCUCCAGUGGUUCCAAAAUUCAGCUUUGCAGUUUCUAGAGCUGAUCCCUUAAUAGCUUCAAUCCAGUGAGUCUCUGCAUGUGGGGUGGGUGACCAUCGAGAGGCCCCCUAAACCCUGGUAGCCGUCUGGAGACUUCCCACAGGAACUGGUCUCGAAGAGUUCCCCAGCUCUCCCAGGCCUGGCUCCAUGGAGCCCACACACUCUUCUCUGGUGUCCCCUCCACCUCCAGGUUCUAGACUCUUGUCCCUUCCUAACUCACAGCAGACUGUCUUCAGGCCUGGAUACACUUGUCCGAGAUCCAAUCCGGGGUGCCAAGUCUAGUGCCCCUUGCUCCAAAAGUAGCAGCUGCUCUGCUGCUAGAAGCAUUUGGCCACAGAACACAGCCCUAAGGGCUCAAGAUAGCCAUUCCCCAACAUCUCCUAACCUCUGGUUCCUGCCCGGGCAAGAGGCUGCCAGAAGAACUAAGAGCGGACAUCUCCUCUGUUCUUUUAACCUCAGCCAUAGCCAAGUCCUUACAGAAUGAAAGGCCCAGGCUGUGUUCUACCUCUAGAACCUUGUCUAGCUUCCCCCAUGGCUUUCAGGCUAAACCAAGACUCGGUUUACAGUGAAUGAAGCCCCUGAAACCAGCUUAGGGCAGGAAAUGGCUCUCUGGGGAUUCACAGAACGCAAAGCACGGGUUCCUACCUGAAACCCACAGCAAAGGCUGUGGUUUGGUUCAGGUUUCCUCGCCUUGGAAACUCCAUUUCAAACUAGAAAUCCUUUCUGAGCUUAGAUCUGAGUUCUACCUGGAGCCAGGGGAGCUAGGAGAUAGCGGGGAGGAGUCACAGGCAGGGCCACAGGAGGUGGGAGGGGCCAGGAAGUGGGCUGAGCUCUGGCCACGGAGGGGUUAACCACCAAGCCAAUCUCAUAGAGCGAGAUCAAUGGGUUACUGCCCGUGAAAGAGAGAGUGAGGCAGCAAACCGCGCAGACGGGCAGGGAAAGAAGAGCCGGGCAGAAGAGCAUGCCGCCCCGGGGAAAUCAGAGUCUGAGCAGGAGGCUGGCCAGUCCACUCCGGAGCAGUAGCAAGUGCCCACAUCCAACUCAGCAGAGAGCCGAGGGCAGCUGAGAGGAGAGGAGGGGCCGUGAAGACGAAGGAAGAGAAAUAGGAAGCAGAGCCGUCCCUGCAGGGAGGCACCAAAGGCAGCGGCUGAGCCGAGAAGCUCCACCAGGAAGCAUGCAGGGGCCCGGUGCCUAGGGCUGAGGAAGAUGUCUGACAUCCAGAACAUUUCGCUGGACAGCCCAGGGAGCAUAGGGGCUGUGGCGGUGCCUGUGGUCUUUGCCCUCAUCUUCCUGUUGGGCAUGGUGGGCAACGGGCUGGUGUUGGCUGUGCUGCUGCAGCCUGGCCCAAGCGCCUGGCAGGAGCCGGGCAGUACCACAGAUCUCUUCAUCCUCAACCUGGCGGUGGCCGACCUCUGCUUCCUCCUGUGCUGCGUGCCCUUCCAGGCGGCCAUCUACACGCUGGAUGCCUGGCUCUUCGGGGCUUUUGUGUGCAAGGCCGUGCACCUGCUCAUCUACCUCACCAUGUACGCCAGCAGCUUCACUCUGGCCGCCGUCUCCGUGGACAGGGGACAUUUCUGUGUCCUGAGUGUCGGCACAGGCCUGGUGUAAGGGUGAAAUGGACAGCAGCAAAAGAAACUCCAGGGCCUGGUGUGCCAGCGGUGCGCACCUUUGAUCCCAGCACUCCAGGGGCAGAGGCAGGAGGAUCUCUGUGAGUUCGAGGCCAGCCUGGUCUACAAAGCGAGUUCCAGGGCAGC